GGGCGGCCACAGAGGCCCCGCCCCUGCCGGCCGGGACAGCCGCGCAGGCGCAGUCUCGUGUGGUUGUAGACGCGGAGGCAAGGCCCGCCGGGUAAAUAACAGAUGCGGGUGAAAGAGCCAUCCAAAGCUUUACCCGAGAAAGCCAAAAGAAGUAAAAGGCCUGCUAUAUCUCAUGAUGAAGACUCUUCAGAUGACAUUGCUGGUUUUACUUGUGAACAUGUAAGUCAUGCUGUCAGUGUGAAUCAUGUGAAAAGAGCAAUAGCUGAGAACCUGUGGUCAGUUUGCUCAGAAUGUUUAAAAGAAAGAAGAUUUUAUGAUGGACAGCCAGUACUUCCUUCUGAUAUUUGGUUGUGCCUCAAGUGUGGCUUUCAGGGAUGUGGUAAAAACUCAGACAGCCAGCAUUCAUUGAAACACUUCAAGAGUUGGAGAACAGAGCUUCAUUGUAUUAUAAUUAGUCUGAGCACAUGGAUUAUAUGGUGUUAUGAGUGUGAUGAAAAGUUAUCAACGCAUUGUAAUAAGAAGGUUUUGGCUCAGAUAGUUGAUUUUCUCCAGAAACAUGUUUCUAAAACACAAACAAGGUCUAUGUUACUUUAUUACAAAAGUGCAAUGUCUGAUGACAGUAACUUGGCACAGUCUUACAUUCUUACUGAACUGAUGAAUGAGAUCAAAGAAAAUGGUACAAAACUCAAGAUUUUUCCUUCCUCAGACUCUCAGCUGGAUCCAUUAAUGGUGGAACUUUCAAGCCCUGGACCAUUGACCUCAGCCUUGUUCCUGUUUCUUCACAGCAUGAAGGAAACCGAAAAAGGACCGCUUUCUCCUAAAGUUCUUUUCAAUCAGCUUUGUCAGAAGGCCCCUCGAUUUAAAAGUUUUCAACAACAGGACAGUCAGGAACUUCUGCAUUAUCUGCUGGAUGCAGUGAGGACAGAAGAAACAAAGGUUUCAAAACCUGUACUUUUGGGAAGAAUGAGUAAAUAUAGAAGUUUGAAGGAGACAGAUACUGGUCAGUUCAGUGGCACUGUUACUGUAGAAAAUACUCAACAGCCCAGAGCAACUAAGAAGCCUUCUUCAUCUAAAGAUAAGAAUCAACUAAUUCCUGGCAGAAAAAGUGUAAGAAAAUUGUCAUCUGGAGAAGAUAAAGCUGUUGUCAUAAACCAGAAAAACGGAAACCUUGAAAUGAAUGGGGAAUCUUCAGUGUUUGCAAGCAUCAUGAGUACGGAGUCAGCUCUGACUGAAAGCCCUACGGAUGGCAGUGAGAAAGAAGGCAGCCGUUCUGAAAGUAGUGUUGAUGCUGACAGUGAGGCUUCCGAAUCAGAAAGUGCCUCUAAGCAGAAUGUGUUGUUGAGAUCCAGCAGUGGAUGCCAUGUGCACACAAAUGGUCACCAUCACCAUCCUUCAGCGAGCGAACCACCCGCCAAGAAGGCCGACAGUGGUGAUGAGGGAGUGGCUGAAGCUAUUUCUGAACUUCAUUUAAGCAGCACUGUAACUGGAGAUAGAGAUUUUGACAGGGAAAAUCAGCCAGUAAAUCUUCCAAAUAAUUUAUGUUUUUCAGAGGAGAAGCAUAUGAUGUCUCACAGUCCCCAAAAUGCUUUUCAGACCCUUUCUCAGAGCUAUAUAACUACUUCUAAAGAAUGUUCAGUUCAGUCCUGCCUCUACCAGUUUACAUCUAUGGAAUUGCUAAUGGGGAAUAACAAGCUUCUAUGUGAGAACUGUACCGAAAAGAAACGGAAGUACCAAGGGGAAUCCAGUACUGCAGAAAAGAAAGCAGAAGGGAUUUAUACUAAUGCCAGGAAGCAGUUGCUUAUUUCUGCUGUUCCAGCUAUCCUAAUUCUUCAUCUUAAAAGGUUCCAUCAGGCUGGAUUGAGUCUUCGCAAAGUAAACAGACAUGUAGAUUUUCCACUUACGCUUGAUUUAGCACCAUUCUGUUCUGCUACUUGUAAGAAUGUAAGUGCAGGAGAGAAAGUUCUCUAUGGUCUGUAUGGCAUCGUGGAACACAGUGGCUCAAUGAGAGGCGGUCACUACACCGCAUAUGUAAAAGUGAGAGCACCCUCCUGGAAAUUACUGGAACAUAUCACUGGAAAGAAAAAUGUAUCUGGUUUGAAAGAACCUGAUAGUGAAUCAGCAGGCCAAUGGGUCCAUGUUAGUGACACUUAUGUGCAGGCGGUUCCAGAAUCAAGAGCACUUAGUGCACAAGCGUACCUUCUUUUUUAUGAAAGGAUAUUUUAAUUGUUAAUUAAGGGUAAUGAUUGUUUAGAUCACUUUUAUUUAAAUGCUGCAACGAUAACCAUAAUAUGCAAUGUGCCUUUGUAGUCUUUUCUGUAAGAAUAGCAUGUCCCUCAAAUGCUCCUGAACAUUUUUACCAUUUUGGUGAAUCCUUUUAAAGUAAAUUAAAUUUACUCAAUGCUUUCAAAUUUAUAUUCUUAAAAUAAAUGUAAACACAUCUUUAAAAGGAAUAUUUGUCCUGGAACAAAACCAGAAUUUACAGUAGGGGAAACUCCUUUAUGAUGUGGGUUAUUGUUGCAAGCAUUCAGAAAUGAUGCUGGCUAAAUCAGAUCAUUCCUUAAAACAGUGUUUCCCAGUGUGAGCCACAUACCGCCUUUCUGAGCUCAUAUGUAUAGAUUUGUCUCUUAUGCCAUUAUUUACUUAUUUUUAACCUUAUUUUUUUAGCCUUUUUUAACCAUAGCCCUGUUUUGAGCGUAUUCCACAUUUUAUGUGCCAGUUGUAUUUGUUCUAAUAAAUAUUAAAAUAAAUAUAUAACUAUUAAAGACAUAUUGUUCAUCCAUGUAGCACUUCACUUAAAAUCAUCUCAGGGCUUUCCAUGGUAUAUGUGUACUGCUGUGUGGGGAACACUGCUGUCACAUAUACUUAUACAACUGGCAUAGUGACCUGGUCAUGUUGUGUAUGAUUCAGCCAUAUAAAGAGGUAUCAAUGUAACUUUAGUAAUGUGGCUUUACAAAUAAUUUGAUUAGCUUAUUGAGAUUUUGAGAACUAGGAAAUUUGAAAUAUUUCAUCAACAUUAUUAUUUGUAACCUCUUCAUGGUGGAGUUAAGGAUAAUAUGCAAGUGAUUAGCCAAGGUCAAAAUAUAAUUAUAACAUGCAAUUAACAAUUUAAAAAAUAGAAUCGUAACAUGCAGAAGUGGUAAAUAGUAGUAAUGAGACCUUUGAAAUAUAAAUUACCAAAUUAAAUUUGUAAAUGAUAAGAGAAUUAUAUUCUUAUACUUAACAGGGAAAUAUAACACAUUUUUAGUUCUGUAGAUGGCUAAAUAUUAAUCAUGGUUUUUUUGGGUUUUGAGAUCACUUUGUCUUCAACAAGCAUCAUUAAUAAGUUCAGGUGUGUUAAGCUUUUAUUUUCAUGGGGCAUAAAGUUGGCAUUUCUGAUUUUCUUUUUAAAUAAUUAAAUAAUAGCAAAAAUAUGAUAGUUUUCCCUCCUAAAACACAAAUUAUUAAGCUGUUAAAACUUGGCAUGAAAAUAUUACUCUUAUUUAGGCUUAAAUUUUUAAAACUAAUGGCUACUUUGGCUUGGUGUUACAUUAUUGAAUCAAAACGCAUAACUGCAUGGUUUAAGCAUCCUAAUCAUUAGUGCCACUGAAUGAUACUAAGGCAGAUGCUGGGUAAGUGUUUAGUCCCAGAUUAUUCUCCUCUUGGGAAGAAGGAAGGAUAAGAGUAGUGGCUGGAUAUAAUUGUGAAAUAUUUACCAAGAUUCUGACUCUUUUUAACAUAUAAGUAUAUAUAACAUUAUAAGUACAUACAACAUAUAUGAUGUUAUAUAUACUUAUAUGACAUAUAGUUAUACCAGUGCUGCCUUUUAAUAUAUGGAUUAAUGGAAUUGUGAUUAGUGUUAAAGAUAGUAACACUAUACAAAAUGCAGAGUUUAAAAAUGUCAUGGCACAAAUUUUAUUUUUAAGCUGUUGCAAUUUCAACAGUAAUAUUUCUCUUGAUUUUUAACAGCGAAAUUAUGGAGAAAUAUAUCUUGAUAAAUUAAUCCACAAACUCAGGUUGGGUGUCCUAUAAAAGGUAGUUUAAACAGUGUUCAAUGUUUUCUGUUUCGUGGAUCGAUGGACAGAUGAGAGAGACAGAGAGAGAGAGAGAGAGAGAGAGAGAGAGAGAGAGAGAGAGAGAAGGAAAGAAGAAACAAGAGCAUUCUUUUCUGUUGCCUUUUGGCAUAUCCCUUAUACAGUUAAAGUCAGAGAUGUGAGUGAUAGGUGAGGGCAAGAAUCAAGGAAAGUGCCUAGUUCCUCUCUUCAUUGAUAGGAUGCCAAGAAAUGCACCAGUGCUGUAUUUAUCAAAGAGGAGAUUUUUGAAGCUUUAUUCUGAAUACCAGUUAGGACUGAUUUCUCAUUGAGUGACUGAUAUAUUGUAGCUUCAGAACAUUACCUCAUUAUUGAAGUACUGCAGUUUUUAUACUUAACUUCACAUUUAUUCAUUUAGUAUAUAUUUAUUGAACACCUGCUAUGGGUCAGGCUCUAUGCUGACACUAUUUUAACAUGUUUUAAAGUGGAGAGUCCUAAAUAAGUCUUAGACAUUAUCCCAGAAGUAACAUACAUAUAGGAUAUCUUUAUUUUCAUUUCCAUAAUGUUAAAUGAGCUAAUUCUCAAAUCUGUUUUUUUAUGGCCUAGAGUUUAUGAGUGCGUUUUCUGCUGAUAAUGGAAUACAUUUUAUUUUGAUACCUAAGAAUUUCCUAAAGAUAGCUUUUGGGAUAGAGAAAGUAUGUUAAAUUACACAAGUCUACAUUUAAAUGUUUGUUUUUAUUUUGACUAUUUCCAAAGCACAUUUGCAGGGGUACUAAAUUGUGAAGCUACUAUAAUACAAAUAGUUUCCAGAUGACCUCAGGAAACAGUACAAAUAAGUGAGAAUGUUUACAGAGUCUCAAAACAAUGACCAUAGUGUUUGGCUGAAUGAAUUUAAAAGUAAAACAGAGAAGUUUCACUAGCUUUAUUUUGAAACUGGUUUACAGGGUAUGUCUAACAUGUUUUCCCCAGUUUUUCCAUAUUUAAAAUAACAUUUUAUGUGCCAAUUAUGUGAAUAUUUUGGACAUAACCAAAUUUAUGUCUAUAUUUAAGAUUUUGUUAUUCAGUGUUUUUAAAACUGAUAUGAAGACCACCUUUUUGGGUGGCUAAGGAAAAUGAUAGUUGGUGUCAGUUUUGAGUAGUUGAUACUUUUUUAUUUUAAAUGUGCCAAGAGAGCUAUUUGGUAUAUAAUAUUUAAUAGCUCUUAGCUCAUAUGUAUGGUGAUUUUACUAAAUGAUUUUAUACAAUAGCUUAAUAAAAUUUCCUGAAGAUUAAGCUGUGAAAUUUAUCACCUUCAUUUAAUUUUUGUAGUAUAAAGUAACAUUCUGCCUACUUCAUAUUCAUAAUUUAUUUGUCUGCAUGUUACCUGAUAAAUAAGCCUAAACCAAAUAUGUUAUGUGCAAUAAAACUGAGCCUUUGUAUAUUAUCUAGUGCAUUAGGAAAGACUAUUUUUAAAUAUUUAAAAUGUUCAUGUAGAAAUCAAUUCAAUUCCAUUUAAAAGAUAGAUGACUAUAUUUUUAGUUUUGAGUAACACUGGUUAAUAUAUCAUUCCUACUAUUUUAUCUUUACUUUUUGCAGUGUUUUUAGAAAAUAGCUAUGUAACUUAUUGAACUUAUUUUAAUGUUCCUGUAUAAAUAUGCAUAAUAAAUAUUAAAUUCUUAUUUACUUUGUUUCAA
Hipposideros armiger (great roundleaf bat) is the source of this 5680-nucleotide messenger RNA. It is a transcript of the gene USP45, whose product is annotated as ubiquitin specific peptidase 45. NCBI's taxonomy places the organism in Eukaryota, Metazoa, Chordata, Mammalia, Chiroptera, Hipposideridae. The transcript has 15 exons. The coding region runs from base 103 to 2223 and encodes 706 amino acids. The record is from RefSeq and is a predicted model, not a curated record. Gene Ontology annotation, molecular function: cysteine-type deubiquitinase activity; zinc ion binding. Gene Ontology annotation, biological process: protein deubiquitination.